This is a messenger RNA of Nothoprocta perdicaria, 733 nucleotides long. It is a transcript of the gene MRPS6, whose product is annotated as mitochondrial ribosomal protein S6. The coding region runs from base 22 to 351 and encodes 109 amino acids. NCBI's taxonomy places the organism in Eukaryota, Metazoa, Chordata, Aves, Tinamiformes, Tinamidae. Gene Ontology annotation, biological process: translation. The record is from RefSeq and is a predicted model, not a curated record. Gene Ontology annotation, cellular component: mitochondrial small ribosomal subunit; ribosome. The transcript is spliced from 3 exons. Gene Ontology annotation, molecular function: small ribosomal subunit rRNA binding; structural constituent of ribosome.
CUGGCUUUGAUCCUGAAAGCCAUGCAGAGGCCUGAGACAGCAGCUGUGCUGAAGCGCACUGUGGAGGCCCUUAUGGAGAGAGGAGCUGUUGUGAGGAACCUGGAAAACCUCGGCGAAAGGUCUCUGCCGUACAAAAUCUCCAGGCACAAAGAGCGGCACAGAAGAGGAGGGUAUUUUUUGGUAGACUUUGAGGGCCCACCUUCGAUUGUAUCGGCCAUGAUGGAUCAUUUAGGACGUGAUAUUGAUGUAAUUAGACGUACUUUUUUAAAGCAUCCGGUAUCAAAGACAGAAGAAUGCAGUGGCAUAAUCCCAGUCAACUAUGAAGAUAAACUAAUUGCCAAGAAGAAAUGAAUAUUCCAAAUAACAUGUUCAAAACAUUUUAAAAAAAACAGCUUUACUUUGGGAUACAAUUGUGAUGACUAAUGUUCAUGAAAAAUAAUCAGUUUUAUCAUGUGAUGUGUGUGGUAUAGUGUGUUAUCUUAAGUUAUUGUAACACUUGGGCUUUCUUUUUUUUUGUUUAAAAUAAUUUGAAUAGACUUGAUCUGCAUGCUUAUCUUGAUAUAUAAUGCCUCUAGAAAUUGAUUUUCUUUUUUCUUCCUUAAAGCAUUACAUCAAUAAUGAAGAUUUAUCCAUUAUCAGAAGGCUAAAAAUAGUCUUCUUUCCUAAAGAAAGCUUCUUCAGAAUAUGUAUAUUUUACAUAAGAGAUUAAAAACUCUGCUGUGUACAUAUAGCA